Emiliania huxleyi CCMP1516 is the source of this 753-nucleotide messenger RNA. RefSeq lists its product as hypothetical. The record is from RefSeq and is a predicted model, not a curated record. Gene Ontology annotation, cellular component: cohesin complex; nucleus; chromatin. The coding region runs from base 1 to 753 and encodes 250 amino acids. Gene Ontology annotation, molecular function: chromatin binding. NCBI's taxonomy places the organism in Eukaryota, Haptophyta, Isochrysidales, Noelaerhabdaceae. Gene Ontology annotation, biological process: sister chromatid cohesion. The transcript is spliced from 4 exons.
AUGGCGCUGAUGGUGCGGAUGACCGAGCUGGCGGUGGAGCUGGCGACGCAGGCGACGGCCAAGCAGCGGCAGGCGUCUAAGCCCGGCAAGAAGGGCGGCGCCGGCAUGGCGGCGAUCCUCAAGGAGGAGGUGCAGAGGCUGCAGGAGAAUGAAACGGCGCUCGAGGAGAUGGUGACGGCGGCCUUCCCGGGCAUGUUCACGGGGCUGUUCGUGGACCGCGACAGCGCGGAGGAGGUGCGCACGAGCUGCCUCUCCGCGCUGGGCCGCGUCAUGCAGCUCCACCCGUCCAUGUUCCUCGCCGACACCUACCUCAAGUACCUCGGCUGGUCGCUGAGCGACAUGGCGGCCGCCGUGCGCGCGGCGUCCCUCUCGCAGCUCAGCGCGGUGUACACGGCUCACGGGGCGGCGGAGGAGAUCUGCAGGGUCGACGGCAAGCCCGUGAGCGGCGCCAAGCGGCUGCUCAACUUCACGCGCCGCUUCGAGUCGCGCUUCAUCGAGAUGACGCGUGACGUGGACGCCAAGGCGCAGGCCGUGAGCGAGGCGGGGCGUGUGAUGCGCAACAACGAGCCGUCGCAGCUCGAGGCGCUCGUGCCGCUGGAGGAGGAACGGGAGGCCGCCCAGGCCAACGAGCCGCCACCCCUCGACGAGGCUAACAAGGCCGGCAAGCAGGCUGGGGUCGAUACAGACCGAGUCAAGCACUUGGCCGACACCCUUGGCCCAGAUCCGGCCGGGGAGGGGGCCGAGGAGAGGUAA